Columba livia (rock pigeon) is the source of this 1355-nucleotide messenger RNA. Its product is annotated as lysozyme g. Gene Ontology annotation, molecular function: lysozyme activity. Bases 171 to 776 code for a protein of 201 amino acids. The record is from RefSeq and is a predicted model, not a curated record. Gene Ontology annotation, biological process: defense response to Gram-positive bacterium; peptidoglycan catabolic process. Gene Ontology annotation, cellular component: extracellular region. NCBI's taxonomy places the organism in Eukaryota, Metazoa, Chordata, Aves, Columbiformes, Columbidae. The transcript has 6 exons.
AUCACAAAGCCACAGCCCAAUACCUUUCAUCACAGCCUUGGAUUACCACAGAACAGAAGUUAGCGUUACCUAUAAAUUAAACUUCCCCAAACCCCAGUCCUGUGCAAGAAGCUGAGCUGCAGACAAGUAGGCUGUUCUGUGUGCUUGGGAAGAACCACGCCACGUACCCGAUGCUCGUGCUGCUUGUCCUCACUGCCCUCCUGGGUGUCUCCCAGGGCCGCACGGAUUGUUAUGGCAGUGUAAGCAGAAUUAUAACCCCUGGGGCUUCGUGCAAAACUGCAGCGCCAGAGGGUUUAUCCUACUGUGGAGUUAAGGCUUCAGAAAAGAUUGCUGAACGGGACCUAGGUGCUAUGAAUCGAUAUAAAACACUCAUUAAGAAAGUUGGUGAAAAACUCUGCAUUGAACCAGCCCUGAUAGCUGGCAUCAUCUCCCGGGAAUCUCAUGCCGGCAAAGUACUGAAGAAUGGCUGGGGUGACAAUGGAAAUGGAUUUGGUUUAAUGCAGGUUGACAAAAACUCACAUAGACCUGUGGGACAAUGGAACAGCGAAGCUCAUCUUAUGCAGGGCACAAACAUACUUAUCUCUAUGAUAAGGGCAAUGCAGAGGAAGUUCCCACGCUGGACAAAGGAUCAAAAGCUGAAAGGUGGGAUUUCUGCCUACAAUGCUGGUGCUGGUAAUGUUCGAACAUAUGACAGAAUGGACAUCGGCACCACUCACAAUGACUACUCCAAUGAUGUGGUUGCACGAGCCAAGUAUUACAAGAAACAUGGAUACUAGACUUGGGAAUCUCUACUGAGUAACUUCCUUACCAUCGCUUGCGUGACACCCUUGAAGGAGCCAAGACACCGAGCAGCUCUACCCUGCAAACCCAUACAGCUGCAAAUGUACAGGAAUGAUUUACAUGAAUAAGAAUCCAAAGACUAAAGUUCUGAAUUUUUAAAACAAUAUUCAGUAAGAGACCAGUCAUGUAGUUUCUUUACAAGCAGUAUGGUUUGGAUUUUACAAAGGGAAUAUUACCAAAAUCUUAAUAAUUGUUUUUUGCUGUUUCCACAUUUCUCUGAGUAACGAGGACUAUCUUGUUUUGCUAUUGAUAAUUUGCUGCCUUCCAGAUCUUAAUAUACAUUUCUGCCAAAAUCUGUCAUUCUCUUAAGAGAUCAAAAGGCAAAAAACUUCCUUGGGUAUUAGUUUCAUGAUUUAUAUUCUUGAAGCUGCUAGAUAUUUACAUUAUGCUGCACAGUAGUCUUUUUUUUUCUGAAUGCUAAUUUUUCAUAUAAAUGCAUGGGCUAGAGAUGGAUGUUUUCAGUCAUACAGAAAUAAGCAAACAGAAACUGAAUAAAAGUCUUACUAGCAAAUGAA